Lotus japonicus is the source of this 1232-nucleotide messenger RNA. Its product is annotated as vesicle-associated protein 2-1. Bases 392 to 1204 code for a protein of 270 amino acids. Lineage: Eukaryota; Viridiplantae; Streptophyta; Magnoliopsida; Fabales; Fabaceae. The record is from RefSeq and is a predicted model, not a curated record. Gene Ontology annotation, biological process: endoplasmic reticulum membrane organization. Gene Ontology annotation, cellular component: endoplasmic reticulum membrane; plasma membrane. The transcript has 7 exons.
GUCAGAGACCCCAGGGGGUGGGCCCCAUCCAGCUUACGCACUGAACUCAACAACAGAGUCAUCGUCCUUCUUCUCUUCUCUGCCAAAUCAAAGAAACCAGAGAAAGAGAAAGAGAGAGAGAGAGAGAGAGGGCACAAACACACACGCACACGCACACUCUUCUCAUCAAUUUCACUGGGGUGUGUAAGAGUGAGUGAGGAAACCGAUCUCAGUGGCUGAAAUUUCGCGUUAUAUUUGGGAGUGGUGGACUUUGUAACCAUCGGUACCCCAUUCUCCUCGUUCCACCGCAUAUUUCUCUCCAACCAACCAUCAUCAUGAUCUUGUUCCGUUUUCUAUCCUAAUUUAAUUCAUUCAUUCCCAUUCCCCCCCAAUUUCCCAUUCUUCCUUCGUCAUGACUGCAACUCCACUCAUUUCUGUUAAUCCCGACGAGCUCAGGUUCAAUUUUGAGCUUGAGAAGCAAACAUUUUGCGAUCUUAAGGUCCUCAACAACACGCAGAACUAUGUCGCUUUCAAGGUCAAAACCACAUCCCCUAAGAAGUACUUUGUACGACCAAACACCGGUGUUGUACAGCCCUGGGACUCAUGUAUCAUCAGAGUGACCCUCCAAGCCCAACGUGAAUUCCCUCCAGAUAUGCAAUGUAAAGACAAGUUUCUCUUACAGAGUACUAUAGUCAAUCCAAAUACUGAUGUUGAUGACCUUCCACCAGAUACUUUUAGUAAGGAUAGUGGUAAUUCAAUAGAGGAGUUGAAACUACGAGUUGCAUAUAUCACGCCUACCUCACCUGAUGGAAGCUCUGAAGAGGAUGGUUUGAAGAACUCCGCACAAAAACUUGAGCCAGGCUUUAGAGCAACUAAAAGAAGAAAGAGAUGUCGCUGCAAGACAAACGCGAAUGCUGCAACAGGAACUGGACAUGCUGAAAAGGCAAAGAAACCGAAGAGGUGGCGGCGAUCCUGGCUUUUCCUUCACUUUUGCUGUUUUUGUGGGUCUCCUUGGACUUUUGCUUGGCUUUCUUUUGAAACUUCUAUUCUCUUCACCAUCUUCAGAAUGAUUGACACUGUUAGAAACCUCUGCAUUCUGACUUUCCGCAUUGUUCAUUGUAGAAGUGUAAAGUUCUAUAUUCUUUUAAAUGAGAUGUAUUUUCCAAUUUGCUUCUUACCCUGCUACUGUCACUGGCAUAACACACACAUUGACAUGCAUAGAUAGAUAAGAGGAUGGGAUCUUGUUUCUUUAA